Molecule: messenger RNA, 3829 nt
Organism: Sorex araneus (European shrew)
Lineage: Eukaryota; Metazoa; Chordata; Mammalia; Eulipotyphla; Soricidae
Gene: ZC3H15
Product: zinc finger CCCH-type containing 15
Exons: 10
Coding region: 192-1472 (426 amino acids)
Biological process (GO): cytoplasmic translation
Cellular component (GO): cytosol
Molecular function (GO): metal ion binding; mRNA binding
Source: RefSeq, a predicted model, not a curated record
CCACAAUGCUGUGCGGCUGCGACCUGUCGCAAAGGCCGCGCUCCCGCGGCGACUGAGCGGCGGCUCUUCCUGUGGGGAAGCCAGCGACAGGCGGCCCGCAUCCUCGUCCUCCUCUUGCCGCGGGGCCGGCUGCCCCCCGGACGGUGUCCAGCUGCGCCCGAGACUGGCCCGCGCCGCCUGCGCUCCCCGCCAUGCCCCCCAAGAAACAGGCUCAGGCUGGGGGCAGCAAAAAGGCGGAGCAGAAGAAGAAGGAGAAGAUUAUCGAAGACAAGACUUUUGGCUUAAAGAAUAAAAAAGGAGCAAAGCAACAGAAGUUUAUCAAGGCUGUCACCCAUCAGGUUAAAUUUGGUCAACAAAAUCCUCGUCAGGUAGCACAAAGUGAAGCCGAAAAGAAAUUGAAGAAAGAUGAUAAGAAGAAAGAAUUACAAGAACUAAAUGAACUGUUCAAGCCAGUAGUUGCUGCUCAAAAAAUAAGUAAAGGUGCAGAUCCUAAAUCUGUAGUAUGUGCAUUCUUCAAGCAAGGACAGUGUACUAAAGGAGAUAAGUGUAAGUUCUCUCAUGACUUAACUCUGGAGAGAAAGUGUGAAAAGCGAAGUGUUUAUAUUGAUGCAAGAGAUGAAGAACUUGAAAAAGAUACAAUGGAUAAUUGGGACGAGAAAAAAUUAGAAGAAGUAGUGAACAAGAAGCACGGUGAGGCGGAAAAGAAAAAACCAAAAACUCAAAUAGUUUGCAAGCAUUUCCUUGAAGCUAUUGAAAAUAACAAAUAUGGCUGGUUUUGGGUAUGCCCAGGAGGGGGUGAUAAUUGCAUGUAUCGUCAUGCACUUCCUCCAGGAUUUGUAUUAAAAAAGGAUAAAAAGAAAGAAGAGAAAGAAGAUGAAAUUUCAUUAGAAGAUCUAAUUGAAAGAGAGCGUUCUGCCCUAGGACCAAAUGUUACCAAAAUCACUCUAGAAUCUUUUCUUGCCUGGAAGAAAAGAAAACGACAAGAAAAGAUUGAUAAACUUGAGCAAGAUAUGGAAAGAAGGAAAGCGGACUUCAAAGCAGGAAAAGCUCUGGUGAUCAGUGGUCGUGAAGUAUUUGAAUUUCGUCCUGAACUGGUUAAUGAUGAUGACGAGGAAGCAGAUGAUACUCGUUACACCCAGGGAGCGGGUGGUGAUGAGGUUGAAGAUUCAGUGAACGUAAAUGACAUAGAUUUAAGCCUGUAUAUACCAAGAGAUGUGGAUGAGACGGGUAUUACUGUAGCGAGUCUUGAAAGAUUUAGCACAUACACUUCAGAAAAGGAUGAAAACAAAUUAAGUGAAGCAUCUGGUGGCAGGGCUGAAAAUGGUGAAAGAAGUGACUUAGAAGAGGACAACGAAGGGGAGGGACAGGAAAAUGGAGCUAUCGAUGCUGUUCCUGUUGAUGAAAACCUUUUUACUGGAGAAGAUUUGGAUGAACUAGAAGAAGAAUUAAACACACUUGACUUAGAAGAAUGACACAAAACAAAUUGAUGGAAAAUUAAGUCAGCUCAGCAUGAGUUGAAAUUGACUACAGUAAUUUUUUUUCACCUAGAAUUCUUCAACAGGAUGUUUAUUUCCCAUGCUGAAUAUGGAGGGCUUACUUUCCUCCAAAGAAAGGAUAUUCCUACAUCUUGUCUUCCAACUUUGGCUACAGCUCAUAGUAAGUUAAGAGUAGUUCAUGAUAAAUUGAAAAUAUAAUGGGUCAUUACAGAAAAUGAUUGUUGUAAAUGUUCAUAUAGGGAGUGUUACUGCUUCUCCAGUUUUUUAUUUCAUUGGGCAUGUAUUACAAGAAAAACGUACAUUUGAAAUUAGAUACCUUUUGUUUAAUACAGUUUUUAAUGAGUGAUUUGUAUUUAUAUGUUUAAAAGGAUGCCUAAAAUAUGAGUACUGUACUUCAUAAAAGGAAUUACAUAAGAAGAUUCAGUAUUGUACAUCUUUGGUCAGUUAGAUGGAUAUUUAAAAUGAAACUUCUUUAAUGAUAGGAUCAGCUACAAUGCCCGUUGUUAAAUUGUUUUAAAUUGUCCCCUCUUUUUUCGUCAAUAAAGUUGUAAAUAAAGACCAUCCUACAUUAAAAUCCAAAUAUGGGCCUUUUUUUUUUAAGUUUCCUGUGAAAGUUUUUUAGCAUUUAAGUGUUGUUACGAACUUCUAUAGUAUGUGAUAGUGCAUAUUAAUAUCUGAUCACACUUUUUCUAAAAGAGUGUAAAAGAAUCUACCAGGGAAAAUUGGGUUUGAAGGCCUCCUUUAGCAUUGAGAUCCCUGAAAAAUUAGGGUGGUGCAUUGCAAAUGGACAUAAUUUGCUAAUGACAUAUUUAAUGCUAGUGAUACCUUUUUCACUUUAGUAAUUACAUUUUCAAAUAUUAAUACAGUGCUGCUGCUUUUUAUUUACAGAUAGACGUGGAUUUUAAGACUAAUAUAGGAGCAUUUAAAGUGUCAGGUGACAUGGCCCAUAAUCGCAUUUCUGCCUCAGAUAAGUUAUAUUUGAUGAGUUUUAAGUUUCCAUUUAACAGUUAUUUGUUUGCAUAUAAAAAAGUUCUUUUAAAUUGUAAAACACAAAGUGACAAAUUGACUUGAGCUGUUCAUUAAUACUUUUCCUGUGUAUAACAUUAAGAGCAUGAAAUCUAACUUUUCAUUUGUCACAAAAGUAUACUUAAUGCUUGAGUUUAAAAUUGAUAUCAAAAGUUUAUUUUAUUUUUUGAAAAUCUUUCUCAAGUGUUACUACAUUAUUCGUAAUGAAACAUUUUCAAAAUAACUUGAAUGGUUUAAGUCUUAAGCUACAACCCCAGUCCUAUUUUAUUUUCUUUUUUAGGCCAUCUAAAACUUCUUACAUAUUAAGAAACGUUUUGUAUAUAAUCUGUCUUCAUUUGCUUUUUGGUUUUUAUUUGGAAGGAAGGUGGGGAGUCUUUUCUGUUGCUGUUGUUGGAGGGGGUAUUUUUCCCCUUUUUGGCUUUAGGGCCACACCCAGUGGUACUUAGGGUUUACGCCUGGCUCUCUCUCGGAGAUCUCUCCCGGCGGGUUUGCGGGACCAAAGCAGGUGCCAGGGAUCGAACCCAGGUCAGGAACAUGCAGAGCAAGCACCCAACCUGCCAUACUAUCACUCUAACCACUUUAGACAUUAAAUUGUUGGCUAUUUUUUGUUUUUGUUUUGAAUAUUUGUAAGAUAGGUCCAUGUAAGUUUGCUGGAGGUGUUUUUUUUUUUUAAUUUGAAGUAUUACUGCUUUCCAAAGAAAUAUGUGAUUUUUGAAAAUCAAUUUGUCUUCAGUAAGUCAUGAAUAAGAGAGAAUACUCUACAUAAGAAAGUAUUUUUACUUAUUUAUUUAUUUAUUUAUUUGUGGUUCUGGGUAUCAAACCCAGGUUCUAAUCCAUGCAUGGUCUGAGCUCUUCUACUGAGCCACUUUUCCCAGCCCUUAGGUAGUAAUGUUUGAUUCUUGCAAUGUUUCAUUUUAUUUAUUUGGGCAACAUGAUUUACCGUAGUGUUAAUGAUUCAGUAAUUCAGUGUUAUUACACCACAUCUGCCAGUGUAUCAGCAUCCCUCCACUUAGCCAUCCUUCCUAGUUCCUUUUCAUUCCUUCCCCCACCCCAUACGUACACACUUAGGAUACUCUGUUCUAUUGGUUUUUGACCAUUGUCUGUUCCCUUUCUAUGUUUCUUUGUACUCCACAUACAAGUAAGACCAUUUGAAUAUCUGUAAUUUUUAAAAAUCUAGUAUGACUUCUCUUUUGCCUUUAACUUUUUCCAUUUAAAUACAGUAUGUAUUGUUCACACAAUAUAAAUCCUAUAUUAAUGUAGACAUUCUAUUAGUACAAUAAAUCUAAAGUUGAUUCUUUUUUGUCUGA